AUGUUUGCAUUUACUGAUCGUUCAGUUGUAAAAAAAAAAAACAGUUGUAAACUUUUUAUCUCGAGUUGGUGUUGGUGGUCACGAACAUCAUUACCAUCACCAAAACAAUUAUUUCGUUCAGCAAAUAUGACUCAACGACGAGAAAUUUCAAAUUUAGAAUAUCUUAUGUAUCUUAAUACAAUUGCAGAGCUGAUUAUGAAAGUGAAAAAAUUUGAUUUAAAUUCUCCAUCAUCUUAUCGAGAUUUAUCAAAAGAACCAUUUACAACAUUUUAUUUAAAUUUACAAGAAGGAAAAUUUGAUCAUGCUAAUCGAUUAUUUCAUUCAAUUCCAUUAUCAUGGCAAAAUUGUCAACAAUCUGAAUUCGUUUCAUGUCAUUUACAUCAUUGGAUUGAUUUUAUUUUUGGUUAUAAACAAAGAGGUUCAUUUAUAAGAUUAAUAUCAUUUUAUAUUAUUUUAAAAUUUAAUAUUUUAGGAUGUGAAGCUGUUCGUGCUGUUAAUGUUUUUUAUUAUUUAACAUAUGAAGAGGCCGUUAAUCUUGAUUCAAUAACAAAUCCAACUGAUCGUGCUACUAUUGAAACACAAAUAAGAGAUUUUGGUCAAGCACUAGCACAACUUUUAACUGAACCACAUCCACCAAGAAAUUCUGCUAUGAAUUUAGUAAAACGAAAAAAAAAAACUUUUUUUUAA
Molecule: messenger RNA, 687 nt
Organism: Rotaria sp. Silwood2
Lineage: Eukaryota; Metazoa; Rotifera; Eurotatoria; Philodinida; Philodinidae
Source: the annotation of a GenBank genome assembly